This is a messenger RNA of Daphnia magna, 944 nucleotides long. RefSeq names its product protein obstructor-E. The record is from RefSeq and is a predicted model, not a curated record. The transcript has 7 exons. Lineage: Eukaryota; Metazoa; Arthropoda; Branchiopoda; Diplostraca; Daphniidae. Gene Ontology annotation, cellular component: extracellular region. Bases 87 to 743 code for a protein of 218 amino acids. Gene Ontology annotation, molecular function: chitin binding.
CAGGGUUUAAAUAACGAAGGUUUGGGUGUAGUUGACGAAAGAUCUAGCUACGUCCUUUCAGACCAGUAAACAACAGUUACCAAAAAAUGAAGUCUACAAUCCUUGUACUCCUUGCUAUUCAUGGUGUCAUGGCAUUUGUCACCGCAGAAUCAAUUGUAAAGGCGAACCCAAGAGACAUUGAUUUAGGAGAAUCCAAUUACCAAUGUCCGGACGGGCUUUUUGUGGCUCCGCACGAAACGCAAUGUGAGUUGUACUACCUCUGUUCUGCUGGCGGUGUCCCAACUCACUUGUACCAAUGUAGAGACGACUUAUUGUUCGAUCUCACUUAUUACGGAUGCAACUUCAAGGAAUUAACCGAUUGUGGCGACCGUCUCUCGCCAUUUACCUGCCCAUCUCCCGAUGGUUUUUUUCCCAUCAAAGAAGGAGCGUGCAGUUCACAAUAUUACGUUUGUACCAAUAACGUCGCCGAUUUAGAAACUUGUCCUAGUGGAAUCUUUGAUGCAUCCUCAUCGUCGUGUGUAGCAACAUCCUGUGCGACGACAACUACACGUGGAGUACCCACGGCACCAGGUCCGUUUGAUUGUCCAGCACCAAAUGGAAAUUUUGCCAGCCCCUAUUCUUGCUCGCAGUACUACGUGUGUGUCGACGGAACAGCGUUCCUUUACGAUUGUCCAUCCGGACUUCAUUACAAUCCUGCACUUAAUAUCUGCGAUUGGCCCGCCAAUGUUAACUGCAACUUGUAAAUUUGGACAGAAAAUAGGAUUCCAGACGCAGAGAAACUGAAAGCAUUCCACUAAGCCAGAAAGUUUUUUCUCGUUUUAUUCAGACAAGAAGAUUUUUUAUUAUCUUUUUACUUUUGAUUGAUUUAUUUGAUCAUGCAAAUCAUUUCAAUACAAACGUAAUAUAAUGUCGAAAAAAAAACACAUUAGUUACCUUGAAAGCAA